This is a messenger RNA of Oncorhynchus kisutch (coho salmon), 2808 nucleotides long. Its product is annotated as transcriptional activator protein Pur-beta-like. The transcript has a single exon. Gene Ontology annotation, biological process: regulation of transcription by RNA polymerase II. Gene Ontology annotation, cellular component: nucleus. The record is from RefSeq and is a predicted model, not a curated record. NCBI's taxonomy places the organism in Eukaryota, Metazoa, Chordata, Actinopteri, Salmoniformes, Salmonidae. The coding region runs from base 71 to 967 and encodes 298 amino acids. Gene Ontology annotation, molecular function: purine-rich negative regulatory element binding; RNA polymerase II transcription regulatory region sequence-specific DNA binding; DNA-binding transcription factor activity, RNA polymerase II-specific.
CCAUGAAGGGGGUGUGCACGCGGAGAGGGAGAUACUCACAAGAGGGAGAAGCUGGCUGGCGGUGCUGAAGAUGGCGGAUGGUGACAGUGGGAGCGAGCGCGGUGGCAGCAGCCGCGGAGGGGGAGGUGGGAGCGGGCACCAGCCCUUCCAGAGAGAACAGGAGACGCAGGAGCUGGCGUCCAAGCGCCUGGACAUCCAGAACAAGCGAUUCUACCUGGAUGUCAAGCAGAACAACAAGGGCAGGUUCAUCAAAAUUGCCGAGGUGGGGGCCGGGGGCUCCAAAAGUCGCCUGACCCUGUCCAUGUCAGUUGCGGCGGAGUUUCGCGAUUACCUGGGGGAUUUCAUAGAGCACUACGCCCAACUGGGGCCUAGCAGCCCGGAGCAGAUCGCACAGUCCUCGGUCGGAGAGGACGGUGGGCCCAGGCGAGCCUUGAAGAGCGAGUUCUUGGUCCGGGAGAACCGUAAAUACUACCUUGAUCUGAAGGAGAACCAGCGGGGGAGGUUCUUGCGGAUCCGACAGACCGUCAACCGAGGGCCCGGGUACGGAGUAGGUGGGCCGGGAGGAGGUAUGCAGGCUGGUCAGACCAUAGCCCUUCCGGCCCAAGGCUUAAUAGAGUUUAGAGACGCCCUUGCAAAGCUUAUAGAUGAUUAUGGUGGAGACGACGAGGAAUUGGCCUGUGGAACGGCGGUUGGGGGCUAUGGGGAGCUUCCUGAGGGCACAUCCAUCAUGGUGGACUCUAAACGGUUCUUUUUUGACGUCGGGUCAAACAAAUACGGCGUGUUCCUGCGAGUGAGCGAGGUCAAACCGAGCUACAGGAACUCUAUCACCAUCCCGUUCAAAGCAUGGGGAAAGUUCGGAGGUGCUUUCAGCCGGUACGCCGAAGAAAUGAAAGAGAUCCAGGAGCGACAGCGGGAUAAAAUGUACGAGAGGAAAGAGGAGUCGGAGGGAGAGGUGGAUGAUGACUGAUGAGUUGAAACGGCUGAUAUAAGAGUUCAGUUCACACAGUGAGAUUUGCAAUAUUAUAUGUGUCAGAAAUUACAGAUUUAAGUGCAUGAGGAAUCGAACUUUAAUACAAAAAAAUAUCGUGGCAUAAAAAGUACGUUUGAAAUUGGAACCAUUAUUGAUGUAUUAUUAAAACUCGGAGUUUAAUGAAAGUUAUGGGGCAAAGAGUCUCUAAAAUGAGACCUUUCUCAUGGGUUAAAAAAAAGAAAUGAAAUUAUGUUUUGUAAAAAAAGAAAGAAAUAUCCCCAAAACCAGCAACUUGGUUUUCAUAACAAUAUAAGAAGCCAAUGAAAUCUUUAUAAUGUUUCCUUUAAAAUAUAGAUAUAUAUUUAAGAGUAAGGAGUUGAAACCAUUAAUGCAGCUAUUAUUUCCAUUGCUCCUUGUAAGGAGAGAACCAGCAUCCAUUAUUGUAUCCCUGUUCUAGCUCUCUCCUAUGUGGCAGUGUGUGUUACCUUACAAGUUUUAGUGAAAGUAGUAGAAAGGAAUGUCUAGAACAAUUGUCAUUUUUCUGGAGGUUAAUAUUUGGUGUGUUAAUUGAUGGGGGGAAGAAGCUAUAUAACAUUGGCUGUGCCAUAGCAGGGCCUUUAUGAUGAGAAAUGUUACGGAGAGAAUAACUGUAUCUGCAGGCUUAUCUGAAGGCCUCUGAGACUACAUUGGAGACUUGUGCUAACGUAGUUAGCUCACAGUGUCAUGCCACCCUCCAUACAAAUACUGUAGGCAUAAACAUGGCAGAUGAGUGAAUGCUUUUGUUGUUUUUACAUAUAAAUGCCUGGCAUUAUUUACAAGGUCUGUUUCCUGGGACUUAUUUUAUUUGAAAGUAACUUAAUUUUAUCUUGUCAGAUGGGAGCAGAGCAGUGUGUCACCUCCCACAACAAUGUGGCCUGGUAUCAAGAGAGUGGCAGGCCUAUUAACCAAUUGGCAACUUCCUACUGUGGGCGUCCCAUGCUGCAGGAGCCUGCUUCCCACUUCAGAACAGUUUGCACAUAUAUUAUGCCAAAAUGUUGAAAUUUUUUGUACGUUUGGCAAGGUUUUUUUUCGGGCUGUUUGUGCACAUUUUCUCUCUCUAAUGCAAGCCGGGGGAAGUCGGUAGCCCCUUUUGACAGAUUGGACAACAGUAGGGAUUUUUCAAUUAAGUGAUUGUUUUCAUUCAACGAAAGACUAAUCGCUUUAAUGUCAAAUUCUUUAUUUGGGAAAUACUGCACCAAAUGUCUUAGAUGUAAAAACAUCUCUGCAAAAAACAUCUAAAUUAAUGACAUACUGUGCACGAACAGCUGAAAAACCCUUGCCAAUAGGCCAAAAUGAACAAAACUGUUUUGGGUGGGAAGCAUGCGGACACCUUUACCCACACACCACGGGAGCCUUCUGAUAUGGCCAUUGGAAUUGAUCACUGGGAGAAAUCCAGAGGAGCUGCUACUACUACUGUCACCCAGCCAGCCAAGAGUGUGUAGGGCAUCAAUGAUAAGGUGCCAACACUCUGUCUGAGCCCAGGCAUCAGCACUGCCACACCACUGACGUUACACUACACCUCUGGACAGUAACAACAGGAUGAAUGGUUUACAAAGAUAACUAUAUUGAAAGAAAAUGGUGCUUAUAAGUGAGAUGAUAAAAAUAAAUAAAAAACUAGCUUACAAUAUUUUUUACCUUAAAGAAAAGGAAAAUUAUAUGAAUUAUAGAAGUAUAACGCAGGUUUAUGAAACAUAAUUGUCCAUGUUUUUUUCUUUGUUUAUUCUCACUUUCAUUUGUUGGUUUUCUCCCAGAGAGUGAAAUAAAUAACACUUCUGUGAUUAAAAAAUAUAUUAAUGCAA